This is a messenger RNA of Andrographis paniculata, 3242 nucleotides long. RefSeq names its product E3 SUMO-protein ligase SIZ1-like. Bases 363 to 2990 code for a protein of 875 amino acids. Gene Ontology annotation, biological process: protein sumoylation. Gene Ontology annotation, molecular function: SUMO ligase activity; zinc ion binding. The transcript is spliced from 17 exons. The record is from RefSeq and is a predicted model, not a curated record. Lineage: Eukaryota; Viridiplantae; Streptophyta; Magnoliopsida; Lamiales; Acanthaceae.
CGUGUUUUGAGAGAAAAAACUGAAUUCAAUAAACGACGAUACGUCCGACAAUGGCUACCUCCUCCGGCUCUGCAUUUUCCAGUGCUAAACUGCAAGGCGAGGUAGACAGAGCUGCGACUGCGAGGGCGAGGCGGCCUCUGGUUUCCCACUCACUCAACAAAACCCUAAUUUUAUUCCGGCGCCUCCAGUUUCGCUCUUUUCCCUCCGAGUUGCGGCGUCGUCUCUGCGGUUUAUGUCUGAUUUUGUUGCGUGGAGGAGUUGAUUGUUUCGGAGGGUGCAUGGGCGGCGUUGACGGCUGGAAGUUUUGACUGAUCAAUUGGCAGCGUCUGCGGUGGCGGGUGAUUCUUUUAGGGUGGAGGAGGAUGGACUUGGUGGCUAGUUGCAAGGAAAAAUUGACAUAUUUUAGAAUAAGGGAGCUUAAGAUGGUACUAAACCAUCUUGGUCUUUCAAAGCAGGGAAAGAAGCAGGACCUUGUUGAUCGAAUACUAGCCCUUCUCUCCAAUGAGCAAGUUUCAGGGCUGUGGGUCAAGAAAAAUGCUGUUGGAAAGGACGAUGUUGCAAAGAUUGUUGAUGAUACAUAUAGAAAAAUGCAGGGUAGUGGAGCAGCUGAUUUGGCUUCAAAAUCACAAGGUGACUCUGACAGCACUAAUGUCAAACUUAAUGAGGAAACUGCAGAUUCAUGUCAAAGAGAUAAAAUCCGCUGUCUCUGUGGAGGCACACUGCCAACUGAUUCAAUGAUAAAGUGUGAAGACCCUAAGUGCAAUACCUGGCAACAUAUACCUUGUGUACUGAUUCCUGAGAAACCCACAGAGGAUAUUGUACCUAACCCGCCAGACAUUUUUUAUUGUGAAAUUUGUAGACUGAGUCGAGCUGAUCCAUUUUGGGAUACCAUUGCACAUCAACUCUAUCCCGUGAAGUUGAAUAUUACUAAUGUUCCUGCAGAUGGCUCUAAUCCUGGCCUAAGUAUUGAGAGGACAUUUCAACUAUCAAGAUCAGAUAAGGAAUUAUUGUCUAAACAAGACUAUGAUGUUCAGGUUUGGUGCAUGUUAGUUAAUGACAAGGUGACAUUUAGGAUGCAGUGGCCCCAGUAUGCAGAUCUCCAAGUCAAUGGUGCACCAGUGAGGGCAAUAAACAGACCUGGAUCUCAGUUGCUUGGAUUUAAUGGUCGAGAUGAUGGGCCUAUUAUCACACCGUUCACUAGAGAUGGGAUUAAUAAGGUUUCCUUGACUGGAUGUGAUGCUCGCAUAUUUUGUGUUGGUGUCAGAAUUGUAAGGCGGCGUACUGUGCAUCAGAUUCUCAGCAUGAUUCCAAAGGAGUCUGAUGGUGAGGUUUUUGAGGAUGCACUUGCUCGUGUGCGUAGAUGUGUUGGUGGUGGGGCUGACACAGAAAAUGCUGAUAGUGAUAGUGAGAUUGAAGUCGUUUCUGAUUCCAUUCCUGUCAACCUCCGUUGUCCUAUGAGUGGUUUAAGAAUGAAGGUGGCGGGAAGAUUUAAGCCCUGUGCGCACAUGGGUUGUUUUGACCUCGAAGUGUUUGUUGAAAUUAACCAACGAACUAGGAAGUGGCAAUGUCCUAUUUGUUUGAAGAACUAUUCCUGGGAGAAAAUCAUUAUAGAUCCAUAUUUCAAUCAGAUAGCAUUGAAGUUGCGGAAAUUUGGAGAAGAAGUAGCAGAGAUUGAGGUAAAGCCUGAUGGCUCAUGGCGUGCUAAGUCAGAGGGCGAUCGUAAAGGUCUGGGGGAGCUUGGGCUCUGGCAUUUCCCUGAUGGUACGAUAUGUCCAUCUGUAGAUUGGGAAUCAAAGCCCAAACCAGAAAUAUCAGCAAAACAAGAAGCUUGUUCAAAUAGCCAUGCUGCUCUAAAAUUAGGAAUCAGGAAAAAUCAAAAUGGUUGCUGGGAAUUUAAUAAACCCAAUGAUCUGCGUGGAAUCUCACCCGCCAAUAUAUUUCAAGAAGAUCUUGAGAAUAAUGGCCACAAUAUAAUUCCAAUGAGCAGCAGUGCCACUGCUAGUGGCAGAGAUGGUGAAGAUGCUAGUGUGAAUCAGGGUGGUGGAGGAAACCGCGACUUCCCAAUCAUAAAUGAUUUAGAAUAUGAUUCAAUAUCCCUAAAUGCUAAUCCAACUGCUCCAGCAUUUGAUACUGCUGCAGCUCCUGCUGCUGAUGCUGAAUUGAUUGUCCUCAGUGACUCGGAUGACGAAAUUGACCCCAUUAUGUCAUCUGGUACAGCUUUCCCGAACAAUGGGUCAGAUGCUGGCGGGGUUCGAUAUUCAGCUCCUCUGCUUCCUGGGAUGUCUGAUCCUUAUUUUGAAAACCCUCCCCUACCGAAUGGUGGAAAUUCAUUCCUCGAUCUCUACAGCACAAAUGACGAUGAUUUUGGGAGUAAUAUGUGGCCAUCACCUUCCGGAGGUCAGGGAGUUUCCAGUUUUCAGUUAUUUGGUUCUGAUGCAGAUGUCCCCGAUCCUUUAUUUGGCAUGCCGCAUACCACACUCAAUUGUUCAUCGUCUGUAAAUGGCCUUACAGCAACUGCAGACAUUCCCAUGGGAUCUGCCAUGCAUGCUCCUGAGCUGAUUGAUCAACAUUCCAACAUGAAUGAUGGUUUAGUGGAUAAUAGUUUGGCGUACACAGGCAACGACCCCUCCCUCCAAAUAUUUCUACCCACAAGGCCGUCCGAUGUACUGCCUUCUCAAUCUGAUUUGAGAGACCAACCGGAAAUGUCAAAUGGUAUUCAUACCGAAGAUUGGAUUUCUCUCAGGCUAGGAGAUGGUGGAGGUGGCCAAGGUGGAUCCAGCGCCCCAAAUGAAUUGGUUUCAGGCCAUGAGUUACCGUCAGUAGAUGAUGACCUGGAUUCGCCAGCAGAUCAAGCCGCAUUCUUACCUGGUGCGAAUGAGAAUAAGAAGGCUCGGAGUAGGGAAACAUCAGAUGGGCCUUUUUCAUUCCCUCGCCAAAGGCGGUCUGUAAGACCAAGAUUAUACCUGUCUAUUGAUUCUGAAUCUGAGUAAACUCUUGCGGGGGCGCAGUGGUUGUGUCUGUUGAGGAAGUGCAUAGAGACACUUAACGAGUCCAGCAGUGGAGAAGUGGUUAUCAGGUAACUUAUCCUCUGUACUCGCUGUAAGUUGGUUUUGUAUGGUGGGCAAUUAUGAUAUAUAUAUAUAUAUAUAGUGUUCUUGUCUUGCUUGUAUGUUUUUAAUUUUUGACAGUGUCUCUCAUUACUGGUAAUAUGGUAAUAGAAAAACAAGAGGGGGUUGAACUAA